AGCCAGCCACUGUUCUGAGAUUCAUUCAGAAAGUAAGUGAGAAAAGCUGAGUAAAACGUAGGGAAAAACCUUUUUACCUCCACUCAGACAGACAAGACUUUGAGUCUGUUUGACUCGGUACUACAGUUGUCUUUCGUCUUUCUCCCCCAUUUGGAAUUUUCAAAUUCCUCUCUCUUCUCUUCUAGGGUUCGUAAGGAAAUUUGCAGAGGAUUGAAAGGUGUUUGUGAAAUUGUCUGAAUGAAAUGAUGCAAACUCCUCCUCUUGGGUUCAAUAUAAAUGAACUAGUUCAAGAAGCUAAAAGGCGUUGGUUGAAGCCAGUAGAAGUGCUUUUUAUUUUGCAAAAUCAUGAGAAUCGUCAACUCACUGAGUCUGCACCUCAAAAACCACCUAGUGGAUCUUUGUUUCUGUUUAACAAAAGGGUGCUUCGUUUCUUUAGAAGAGAUGGGUAUGAUUGGCGGAAAAAGAAGGAUGGGAGAACUGUUGGGGAAGCACAUGAACGGUUGAAGGUUGGGAAUACUGAGGCUUUGAAUUGUUAUUAUGCCCAUGGCGAGCAGAAUCCAUGUUUUCAGAGGCGAAGCUAUUGGAUGCUAGACCCGGCAUAUGAGCAUAUUGUUCUGGUCCACUACAGAGAAGUCAGUGAGGGGAGGUAUAGUGCUGCAUCGUCAUCACACUUGUCACCAGGAUCAUCUACAAUAAUUCAGGAACGUACCUUAUAUACCUCAAUUCCAGGCUCCGGUUCAGCAGUAACUGAAUCACAUGAACCAUAUCAGAGUUCAUUUAGUCCUUUGUCGAUGGAAGUGAGUUCAGUAUUAGCUGUCCAGAAUAAUGGUGUUGAUCAUCUGGAUGGGGAUGAUGAAUUCACGGAGGUUAGUAGGUCAAGUAACGCGGAGGUUGGUCAAGCAUUGCGAAGGCUUGAGGAACAGUUAAGCUUGAAUGACAAUGAUAUUGAAGAGAUUCCUCCUUACCACAGGCAGAAUGGGCAAUCAGAAGAUCUAGGGGGUUCAUAUAGUGAAACAAGACCCUACCAUGAUAACCUAGAAGACUCAGAAAUCGUAAACAAUCAUCAAUAUUAUGGUGAAGGGUCAGGGAUGUUAGAUGAUUCAGAAGACAGCCUAUUCAUACAAGCUUCAGAUGAGAAUGGGAAGCAACUUCACAAGAAAAAUCUCCCAGGAAACAGAAUUGAGAGAAAGGAUUCUCCUUUCUGGAAAGAGAUGUUGGAGUUGUGCUCGGGGUCAGCUUUGAUUGAAUCCAGAGACAGGAGCCUUAGUUCUUUGGAUGGAAGUGAGAAACUAGUUUCAACUGAGAUGGAAAACAUAUCAUCAUUCCCGGCUCCAACCUCUCAGUGGAUAGAUCUUACUGGAGAUGAUACUGAAAAUGGGAUCAAUUGUUUGCCAAGUUCAGAGGACAGUAUCCAGAUUUCAGCAGCUAGACAGUUUUUGUUAGGCUCUGAUGACCCUGUAUCACCAGCUUCAGUGUCAGUGGCCCAAGAAGUUGAGAACUCUGAAGUUUCCACAGGUCUUACUGGGCUAAAUAUUUAUAAACCCAAUCCUGAUAGUUACAAUAUGUGGAAUGAUCAAGGCAGUCAGCCCAGAAAUAUAUAUAGUGCAGAAUCAAGUCGUAAUACUGCACAACAGAAAAAAUUCAUCAUUCGAGAAAUAUCUCCAGGAUGGGGAUAUGCCACUGAGGAUACAAAGGUCUUCAUUAUUGGAUUGUUUCUUUCUGAUCCCUCCGAAUCUGCAUGGCAUUGUAUGUUUGGUGACAUAGAAACACCUGCGCGAAUCAUUCAGGAAGGGGUUUUAUGUUGCCAUGCCCCUCCUAAUAUAUCUGGAAAGGUUCCCCUGUACGUUACUUCUGGCAAUCGGGAGUGCUGCAGUGAAAUAAGAGAGUUUGAAUACAUUGUUAGGCCAAGAGAUUCUACAAGGAGUACCGAAGAACUGCUACUGCUCGUCAGAUUUGCGCAGAUGCUUCUGUUUGACCCAGUGGCCGUGAAAGAAGAUACUGUCGCUUGGGGAAUUGAUGCAGCAAAAAAAACAAAAGUAGAUGAAGAUCAUUGGGAAUAUAUGAUAGAGGCACUUCUACUUGACAGUGAGACUUCAUCGGGAACCGUUGAUUGGCUUCUUCAGAAGAUUUUGAAAGAUAAGUUGGAGAAAUGGCUUGCGUCGAAGCAUCAAGAAGGUGACACACCAAAUUGUUCCUUGUCAAAGAGAGAACAGGGUGUAAUCCAUAUGGCAGGGGCAUUAGGUUUUGGAUGGGCCCUCAGCCCGAUUCUUCAAUCUGGGAUCAACAUUAACUUUCGUGAUGUUAAUGGAUGGACAGCCCUUCAUUGGGCCGCACGUUUUGGAAGAGAGAAAAUGAUUGCUGCCCUUAUAGCUGCUGGCGCGUCAGCUGAGGCAGUGACAGAUCCUACCUCGCAUGAUCUGGUGGGUAAAACUGCAGGUUCAAUUGCUGCUGCUAGCGGCCACAAAGGACUUGCAGGAUAUCUCUCUGAGGUUGCCCUGACAAGCCACCUUUCAUCUCUCACGAUUGAAGAAAGUGAGCUUUCUAAAGGAUCUGCCGUGGCUGAGGCAGAGAGAACUGUUGAGAGCAUCUCAGGUGGGAGACUCGGUGAAACUGAGGAUCAGGUCUAUCUUAAGGAUUACUUGUCCGCUGUUCGAAAUGCUACUCAGGCUGCUGCACGUAUACAGUCUGCUUUCCGUGCACAUUCUUUUAAGAGGAGACAACAAAAAGAGGUUGCUUCUGCUAGUGAUGAUGAGUAUGGUCUCACUCCAGAAUAUAUUGCUGGGCUUUCAGCUGCAUCAAAGAUUGCUUUCCGUGGGCGCGAUCACAAUUUUGAUAAAGCAGCUUUGUCUAUUCAAAAGAAGUAUCGUGGUUGGAAAGGGCGAAAAGACUUUUUAGCCUUGCGUCAGAAAGUUGUGAGAAUACAGGCUCAUGUGCGUGGUCAUCAAGUCAGGAAGAAGUUUAAGAUGUUUGUGUGGGCUGUUGGUUUCGUGGAUAAGGUUGUAUUGCGAUGGCGUCGUAAAGGAGCUGGUUUACAUAAGCCUGAAUCAGAAUCCAUCGACGAAACUGAUGAAGAAGACAUUCUAAAGGUGUUCCGAAAACAAAAAGUUGAUGUGGCCAUCGAGGAAGCUGUCUCACAGGUGAUGUCCAUGGUUGAAUCUUCCAAGGCACGCCAACAAUACCGACGCAUGCUAGAAGGCUACAGGCAAGCUAAGGCCGAGUUCGAUGAAAGGGCAAGUGAAAUGGCUUCAACUUCCCUUGGCGACGACGACAUGGAUAAAGACAUCAGCGACUUUUAUCAGUUCCACUAGCGGUGCCUGGUGAGCUUAAAAUAAUGCCCCCUUUGGUUUUCCUACCACCCCGCCAGAAACCAAAAAUAUACUGAAAGAUUUAACUGUUGUUUGUGAUGAUAUGUAAUUAGGUUAACCUAUUGUGUAUAUGAAGUUAUGGAGAAAUGAGAUCAAGACAUGAUCAAAAGGGUGUUCCAUAACAACACCCAUGUUUGUAUCACUGAAUGUUCAGUAAGAGAUUUGUAUGCUGAUUGUAAUAGAGAUAUAGUCUGUACUUGUAAGCUUAUCUAAUCUAGAAUAUAGUACAAAUUAUGAUA
Papaver somniferum (opium poppy) is the source of this 3604-nucleotide messenger RNA. Its product is annotated as calmodulin-binding transcription activator 4-like. Gene Ontology annotation, cellular component: nucleus. Gene Ontology annotation, biological process: regulation of transcription by RNA polymerase II. The transcript has 12 exons. Gene Ontology annotation, molecular function: protein binding; double-stranded DNA binding; transcription coregulator activity. The record is from RefSeq and is a predicted model, not a curated record. NCBI's taxonomy places the organism in Eukaryota, Viridiplantae, Streptophyta, Magnoliopsida, Ranunculales, Papaveraceae. Bases 243 to 3308 code for a protein of 1021 amino acids.